AUGUUAGAUAUCACCGUUUGCAAGCCUCCUUUGUGGGCUGAGCAAGGCGAAGUUCUGUUUGACAAAGAAUACUUCAUCUUGGAGAAGGAUCCUGCGCAUGGAUUUUAUUUCAACCGACAAGUCAGCUUCCAAAAUUGGGGUGUGGCAGAAAGCAAGACAGAAAUGCCGUCAACAAGACCAGAAAGAUGUCAUUUGUUUUGGUUCAGAACAACAACCACAGUACAAAAUGGACCAUAA
Messenger RNA from Botrytis deweyae, 237 nucleotides. RefSeq lists its product as uncharacterized. Bases 1 to 237 code for a protein of 78 amino acids. The transcript has a single exon. NCBI's taxonomy places the organism in Eukaryota, Fungi, Ascomycota, Leotiomycetes, Helotiales, Sclerotiniaceae. The record is from RefSeq and is a predicted model, not a curated record.